This is a messenger RNA of Danaus chrysippus (African queen), 741 nucleotides long. The record is from the annotation of a GenBank genome assembly. NCBI's taxonomy places the organism in Eukaryota, Metazoa, Arthropoda, Insecta, Lepidoptera, Nymphalidae.
AUGGCUGGAUUCAGCUGGUAUCUCUCUGAAGGCUUCCAGGUAAUUAUUGAGAAGUCUAAAGAAGCGAAAUGUUCCUUAAAAGACGUACAAUUGCGUUUCUUGUGCCCUGAUGACUUAGAAGAGGUCAGGUGUCUCUGCAGGGAUUGGUUUCCAAUAGAAUAUCCACAAUCAUGGUAUGAAGACAUAACUUCUUCGGAGAGAUUUUUUGCAUUAGCAGCAGUUUAUAAAACACAGAUAAUUGGCUUAAUAGUUGCAGAGAUUAAACCAUAUUUAAAAUUAAAUGCAGAAGACAGGGGUAUAUUGUCGAGAUGGUUUGCAUCAAAAGACACCCUUGUUGCAUACAUCCUUUCAUUAGGUGUAGUCCGAGCAUACCGUCGUUCAGGGGUAGCGACAAUGCUUUUGGAUGUACUCAUCAAUCACCUCUCGGGACCCAUACCACAACCGCCUCAUGAGCACCGAGUCAAAGCCAUAUUUCUGCAUGUGCUCACUACUAACAAUGAAGCCAUACUUUUUUAUGAAAAAAGAAGAUUCAAACUGCACUCAUUCCUGCCAUAUUACUACUCAAUAAAGGGUAGAUGUAAAGACGGGUUCACAUAUGUGUACUAUGUGAACGGCGGCCACGCGCCCUGGGGUCUCUAUGAUUACGUGAAGUACGUGGCCCGGACUGCUUGGAGAGGGGGCGGGCUUUACCCCUGGCUGUGGGGUAAGUUGACCGCCCUCACCAUAGCCUGGCACAGGUAG